Cadophora gregata is the source of this 2661-nucleotide messenger RNA. RefSeq lists its product as uncharacterized. Gene Ontology annotation, molecular function: protein binding. The transcript has a single exon. The coding region runs from base 1 to 2661 and encodes 886 amino acids. The record is from RefSeq and is a predicted model, not a curated record. NCBI's taxonomy places the organism in Eukaryota, Fungi, Ascomycota, Leotiomycetes, Helotiales, Ploettnerulaceae.
AUGUCCCUGGGAAGUCGUAUUGCAAACCGGGGCAGGGUCGCAUUUUCUGCAAGUCUUGUCUCGCCUCCCAGGGAACCUCUAUUCUUUCUAUACCCGUCGUGGAUCAGGAACUCUUCGACUGCGUCCCCAUUAUCUCAAGAUGUCCCCCGUAAUGAGCCCGUAGCUCAGCAGAAGCCAAUAUCGAUCCCGAAACAUGCUGCUACUCUGAGCGAAGACCAAGCUGUACUGGAUAAGCGCUUCAACAGACGAAAAGCUGUAUCGUCAGGCGACCAGCAGACCCUCGAAAUUAAACGCGUCCCCCCAAAGAGCCGCCCCCCCAAUAUCUCAACGGAGGACGGAAUAGCUUCUUUACAAAGCGAGCAGAGUAUUGCGAAGGAUGAUACGCCUAUGUCGAGAACAGAGAAGACGGCUCGAAAAGUGCUCUCACUGAAAGCGAUCAACGACGAUUCGAAGCUGUCGGCUAGCUCCUCAAGGAAAGCAUACCAGACGGACAAGCAAACACAGUUACAAGCUUGGGCUCCGGACUGGCGUGCUGUGCUAUCAACUCUGGUCCAGCAUACACCGGAACAUGGAAAAUGGCUCUCAAAUGCUUUGGAAUUUUCGCUCUCCUCUGAGGAUGCACGAAAGCUUCUCCAUGGAAUUGAUGACUACUUUCUAGAAAUUGGGGACAAGUAUGGUUGUCAGAUCAAAUUGGGAGCUCGCGAAGAUGUCAAAGUGGGAAUUACGAGUUUCUCAAUCUCUGGGCCUGCGAGUGCUAUUAGCAAGUGUGCAGCUGAGUUCUUGAGCAUCGCACCUAAUACUGCCAUCGCACCUUUCAAGGACAAUUCCUCUAUUGAGGAGGCUCCUGAAGCUCUUAAGGAUGGUGAAAGAUCGAAAAUAUAUGAUAGUGGAGUGCGCAUCCGCAAUGUCCUAGCAGAUCAUAAUCGUCUACAAUAUCACCCGUCUGCUCAGGUACGACCAGAAGAUAUUAAAGAGCCCUCGAUAUGGACCCAGCAGUCAUUCCUCGACUACGUUCGAAGCGUCACAAAUUCUCGUAUGUGGAGUCAUAUCAAUAGAUACGGAUUUCGAUCGCCGAAUCACCAUGACACAGUGAAGGCCACCAUCCUCCGCGAUCUCUUCAAAGAUCCAAACGUUAGACCGGCAAUUACAAGAGUAGCGUGUCACGAGGUGAUGCAGUUUUGGAUAACCGGAAACCACAUAGAAGAUGCCCGGAUUCUCUUCGUCCACAUGGAAAUACUGAAACUUCGAAUGGUCCCAGAAACUUUCAACAUCCUGCUAGCCGGAGCCGCCAAAGCCGAAGAUAUACAUGCCUUCCACUUCAUCCUCAAUCUGAUGCUGAAUCGAGGGAUUACUCCAAAUGGAAGGACGUGGAUCCGUUUCAUGAGUGCAUUUUCAGAUGUACGAAUCAAACUCCACAUCUUGACAGCUAUGCAGAAGAAAGGUCUCCUCAACCACCCCCAAACAAUGAUAGAAGCAACUACCCAACUUGCCUAUCCCGAAAUCGAAUCGUCACUUGACCAGAACCAAACACAACAGGAUUUCAUCGCCCACAUGGACUCCCGAUAUGGCAACAAGUGGGUCAAUAAUAGCAAUGCCAAUCGAAUAAUCCAUUCUCUCGGAGCCCAUGGCCUGAUAUCUCGCUGCUGGGAAUUUCUCCACUUCAUGGACUCGCGGCAUGUUGUACCCGAGAUCUACGCUGUCCAUACUAUUCUCCACCACUGCAAACAAGCUACCAAUCUGGCUGGUGCAGUUGAACUCCUACGCAGCCUUCCGCGGAGUAUGAAAUUUGAACCAGGCGAAGAAACGUUCCGCAUCAUGUUUGAAUUAGCGUGGCGGAUGCGGUCGUACAAUGUUGCGAGGGUGGUGUGGCGAUAUGCCUGCUUGUAUGGUGCUACAUCCUUCCGGAUGAGGCAGCGUGUUUUCCAUAGCAUGAAGAAUGCGAGUGAUAUUGAGGAGCCCAAGACGAGCCGACAUCGAUGGGAAAAGUUUGCCGGGCCAGUGAUUGUUGGCAUCAAUCAUGUUAGAGAGCAUCCUUCGCAACACCUCGAACGAAUGAUCCUGGAGCUCGAAUUGAAAAGGCUGGAACAAAAGGCACUACAGGGCCGUCUGGACACGGGAGAUGGAUCUGAAGAUUUGCAUACAUCUCAACAUACUGCAGUUCUAGUAGAGAACCAGUCAGGCGGCACCACACCGAUCACCAAAUCGGUCGGGGGCCAUCCCACAGAGUCCAGUCACAAAAAGAAUGACCAGUCCGACGAACCUUUAACUGAGUCUCCUGACCUGUCCCCUGAAGGAUCAAAAUACACACCCAUCCAACUCGAGGCAUACCGCUCUUCCCCCUCAUUCCAACGGCAUAUCCAACAACGCCAACUCCCCAAGAUCCUUGCACCAUGGGGUCCCUCGCAAGUCGGCCACCGCGUACCGCGCUACAAAAUCUCUAUCCUGCGAGAGAUCAUCGAAGCCGAAUAUGAAAUGUUCAAGCACUGGCAGCCUGUGAAGCCGUUUGAUGAGAUGCUGACUGAGGCAUUGGAGCUCGAUCGUGCCUGGCAGGCGGAGGAGGGGUAUGGGAUGAAGCCGUUGGAGUGGUUUUUGGAUGGGCGGGCGCUGAAGGUGGAAAUCAGAACGAAAAGCAGGCUGUUUAAGAAAUUAGAGUGGAUAUAG